This is a messenger RNA of Galeopterus variegatus (Sunda flying lemur), 1194 nucleotides long. RefSeq names its product UDP-GlcNAc:betaGal beta-1,3-N-acetylglucosaminyltransferase 8 (gene B3GNT8). Gene Ontology annotation, molecular function: protein N-acetylglucosaminyltransferase activity. The transcript has a single exon. The coding region runs from base 1 to 1194 and encodes 397 amino acids. Gene Ontology annotation, cellular component: membrane. Lineage: Eukaryota; Metazoa; Chordata; Mammalia; Dermoptera; Cynocephalidae. The record is from RefSeq and is a predicted model, not a curated record.
AUGCGCUGUCCCAAGUGCCUUCUCUGCCUGUCAGCACUGCUCACACUCCUGGGCCUCAAAGUGUACAUCGAGUGGACAUCUGAGUCUCGGCUUAGUAAGGCCUAUCCAGGAUCCCGGGGCACCCUGCCAGGCCCCACGCCAGCCAACCCUGAGCCCACCCUGCCUGCCAACCUCUCAGUGCGCCUGGGCCAGACUGGCCCACUGCCCUCAGCUUACUGGAACCAGCAGCAGUGGAGGCUAGUGGCCCUGCCCAGUGGGGAUAGCGUUGAGGCAGGGGGCUGCCAGGCCUGGGGGGCUGCUGCCGCUGCAGAAAUCCCUGACUUUACCUCCUACCCUGAGGACCUCCGCCGCUUCUUGCUGUCAGCAGCCUGUCGGAGCUUCCCGCAGUGGCUGCCUGGAGGAGGAGGCAGCCAAGUGGCCAGCUGCUCGGAUACUGAUGUCCCCUACCUACUGUUGGCUGUCAAGUCAGAACCUGGGCGCUUUGCAGAACGACAGGCUGUGAGGGAGACGUGGGGCAGUCCAGCCCCUGGGAUCCGGCUGCUCUUCCUGCUGGGGUCCCCGGCAGGUGAUGGGGGGCCUGACCUAGGCUCACUGGUGGCCUGGGAGAGCCGUCGCUACAGUGACCUACUGCUCUGGGACUUCCUUGAUGUUCCCUUCAACCAGACGCUCAAAGACCUGCUGCUGCUGGCCUGGCUGGGCCGCCACUGCCCCAACGUGAAUUUUGUUCUGCAAGCUCAGGACAAUGCCUUUGUGCACACCUCUGCCCUGCUGGAUCACCUGCAGGCCCUGCCACCCACCUGGGCUCGAAGCCUUUACCUGGGUGAAGUCUUCACCCAGGCCAAACCCCUCCGGAAGCCUGGAGGACCCUUUUAUGUGCCUGGGUCCUUCUUCGAAGGUGGCUACCCGGCCUAUGCAAGUGGAGGUGGCUAUGUCAUCGCGGGGCGCCUGGCACCCUGGCUACUGCGGGCGGCAGCCCGUGUGGCACCCUUCCCCUUUGAUGAUGUCUACACUGGCCUUUGCUUCCGUGCUCUGGGCCUGGUGCCCCGGGCCCACCCAGGCUUCCUCACAGCCUGGCCAGCAGACCGCACCACCGAUCCCUGCACUCUCCGCAACCUGCUGUUGGUACGGCCCCUCAGCCCUCAGGACAGCAUUUGGCUCUGGAAACAACUACAAGAUCCACAGCUCCAGUGCUGA